UAAUUGGGUUAAAAACUGAAGUUCCCCUGCUCCUCGGGAAGUGAGAAGCAAAAAGAUGACGGAGGGGCGCCGCUGUCAAGUCCAUCUCCUUGAUGACAGAAAGCUGGAACUACUAGUACAGCCCAAGCUUUUGGCCAAGGAACUGCUUGAUCUAGUGGCAUCUCACUUCAACCUGAAGGAAAAGGAAUACUUUGGAAUAGCAUUCACAGAUGAGACGGGACAUUUAAACUGGCUCCAGCUAGAUCGCCGAGUGUUGGAACAUGACUUUCCCAAAAAGUCAGGACCUGUGGUUUUGUACUUUUGUGUCAGGUUCUAUAUUGAAAGCAUUUCAUACCUAAAGGAUAAUGCCACCAUUGAGCUAUUCUUCUUGAAUGCAAAAUCCUGCAUCUAUAAGGAACUUAUUGAGGUUGACAGUGAAGUGGUAUUUGAAUUAGCUUCCUAUAUUUUACAGGAGGCAAAGGGAGAUUUUUCCAGCAAUGAAAUUGUAAGGAGUGAUUUGAAGAAGCUGCCAGCACUUCCCACCCAAGCGCUGAAGGAGCAUCCAUCCCUGGCUUACUGUGAGGACAGAGUAAUAGAACACUACAAGAAGCUGAACGGUCAGACCAGAGGCCAAGCAAUUGUAAACUAUAUGAGCAUCGUAGAAUCUCUCCCCACCUAUGGAGUACAUUAUUAUGCAGUGAAGGAUAAGCAGGGAAUUCCAUGGUGGUUAGGACUCAGCUACAAAGGAAUUUUCCAAUAUGACUAUCAUGAUAAAGUGAAGCCAAGGAAGAUAUUCCAAUGGAGACAGUUAGAGAAUCUGUACUUCAGAGAGAAGAAGUUUUCGGUGGAAGUUCAUGACCCACGCAGGGCCUCGGUGACUAGGAGGACGUUUGGUCACAGUGGCAUUGCAGUGCAUACGUGGUAUGCAUGUCCAGCAUUAAUCAAGUCCAUAUGGGCUAUGGCCAUUAGCCAACACCAGUUCUACCUGGACAGAAAGCAGAGUAAGUCCAAAAUCCAUGCUGCAAGAAGCCUGAGUGAGAUUGCUAUUGACCUGACAGAGACAGGAACACUGAAGACUUCGAAGUUAGCCAACAUGGGUAGCAAAGGGAAAAUUAUCAGCGGCAGCAGUGGGAGUCUCCUUUCAUCAGGUUCCCAGGAGUCGGACAGCUCUCAGUCUGCCAAGAAGGACAUGCUGGCUGCGCUGAAAUCUAGGCAGGAAGCUCUGGAGGAGACACUCCGCCAGCGACUGGAGGAGCUGAAGAAACUGUGUCUUCGAGAAGCGGAGCUUACAGGGAAACUGCCAAGAGAGUAUCCCUUGGAUCCAGGGGAGGAGCCGCCCAUUGUCCGGAGAAGAAUAGGUACUGCCUUCAAACUGGAUGAACAGAAAAUACUGCCCAAAGGAGAGGAAGCUGAGUUGGAGCGCCUAGAACGGGAGUUCGCCAUUCAGUCCCAGAUUACGGAAGCUGCCCGCCGCCUAGCCAGUGACCCCAACGUCAGCAAGAAGCUGAAGAAACAAAGGAAAACCUCUUACCUUAAUGCACUGAAGAAACUACAAGAAAUCGAAAAUGCAAUCAAUGACAGCCGCAUCAAGUCCGGGAAGAAACCCACCCAGAGGGCUUCACUGAUAAUAGAUGAUGGAAAUAUUGCCAGUGAAGACAGCUCCCUUUCUGAUGCUCUUGUUCUUGAGGAUGAAGAUUCUCAGGUUACCAGCACAAUUUCCCCUUUACAGUCCCCUCACAAAGGGCUCCCCCCUCGACCACCAUCGCACAACCGACCCCCUCCUCCCCAGUCCCUGGAAGGACUAAGGCAGAUGCACUAUCACCGGAAUGACUAUGACAAGUCACCCAUAAAGCCCAAGAUGUGGAGUGAGUCUUCUCUGGAUGAACCUUAUGAGAAGGUGAAGAAGCGCUCCUCUCACAGCCAUUCAAGUAGCCACAAGAGGUUCCCCAGCACAGGUAGCUGUGCAGAAGCUGGAGGAAGCAACUCUCUGCAAAAUAGUCCCAUCCGAGGUCUCCCUCACUGGAACUCCCAGUCCAGCAUGCCAUCUACACCAGAUCUACGGGUCCGAAGUCCUCACUAUGUCCAUUCCACUAGGUCAGUUGACAUCAGCCCAACGAGACUGCACAGCUUAGCACUGCACUUUAGGCACCGGAGUUCCAGCUUGGAAUCACAGGGCAAGCUCCUGGGGUCAGAGAAUGACACCGGUAGCCCUGACUUCUAUACCCCAAGGACUCGUAGCAGCAAUGGCUCUGAUCCCAUGGAUGACUGUUCCUCUUGUACCAGUCACUCAAGCUCUGAACACUACUAUCCAGCUCAGAUGAACCCCAACUACUCCACCCUAGCUGAAGACUCCCCUUCGAAGGCUAGGGAGAGGCAGCGGCAACGGCAUAAAUCAGCUGGAAACCUGGUCUCUUCCAAUUCGGGAAGCAUGCCCAACUUGGCGGCCCGGAAUGGCACAGGCCACCAUGGAGUCUACCUCCACAGCCAGAGCCAACCUUCCUCUCAGUACCGCAUCAAGGAGUACCCGCUGUACAUUGAGGGUAGCUCCACACCUGUGGUAGUGCGCAGCCUGGAGAAUGACCAGGAGGGACACUAUAGCGUAAAAGCACAAUUUAAAACAUCUAACUCCUACACUGCAGGAGGCAUGUUCAAAGAAAGCUGGCACGGGGAUGAGGGGGACUCAGUGCGGCUAACCCCUUCCCGUUCCCAGAUCAUAAGGACUCCAUCCCUAGGCCGGGAGAGCCACCAUGAGAAAAGCUCAGGCCGGACAGUUGUCUCGGAUGAGCUUCGGCUGUGGUACCAGCGCUCGACUGCCUCCCACAAGGAGCACAGCCGUCUGUCGCACACCAGCUCCACCUCCUCAGAUAGCGGCUCCCAAUAUAGUACAUCAUCUCAGAGUACCUUUGUGGCUCACAGCAGGGUAACAAGAAUGCCUCAGAUGUGCAAAGCCACAUCAGCUGCCUUACCUCACAGCCAGAGAAGCUCGACACCUUCCAGUGAAAUUGGAGCUACUCCCCCAAGCAGUCCACACCACAUCCUAACCUGGCAAUCUGGGAGUUACAAUGAUAGCUGUUUCCUGGAUUCUCCCCUCUAUCCAGAACUAGCUGACGUCCAGUGGUACGGACAGGACAAAGCCAAGCCCGGGACUCUGGUGUGAAUGAGCUGGGCCUCAAUCUCUCAAUGCCAUUCUGAGAUCACCUCACUGCCUCUCAUUUGCCUUACCCAGACGCACGGUCACCCUGCACCAGCUUCAGCUCUUAGCACUUUUUUUCCUCCCCUCUCCUCAUCCCCUCACCCUCAAAACCUGACUGAGGAGAUAUUUUGGAAGGUUCCGGUCCCACUGUGUGUCCUGUGGCUCUCUUGCCCACAGACAGUCAAAUGCAAAUCCUUAGAAGCAUCUCCAGUGGCUGCCUCCAGCCCUCCAGCCACGGAUUCCCCCAGGCCAGGGACAAUCAAGAGUUGGCAUCGAGGUCCAUGUCACUAAAGGAUAUGGGGGCGGGGGGGUGACAGAAAUAAGGGCAGCAUAACUCUUCUGUGACCCAGAAAGAAUGUGUCCAUUCUGCCAUCUCUAGGCCAGCCAAGCGCUUCCAGAAGAGGAUGUCUGAUGUGGGACAUUCACAGUUUACACCUGAAGUAUUUUUUUUUUUAACACAACAGUUUGGGGGGAAUGAAAAAGGAAGCCUGUCACUUCAGAGCUACAUCAGAGGAUCACAAUCAGUUCUAUGCUGCCAAAGAUUAAAAUAAAAAUAACCAACAAAAAAGAAAGGCCAAGACAAGGAGGGCAUUCUGCUUCUGUAAGCUCCUUUCACAUUCUCAGUCAUGCCCAGAAGUGAGAGUCCCUCCCUGCCCCUCUUAACCUCUAUUCCCCCUUCAGCAUUAAAGCCUGGAAAACCAAGCCAGUGUAAUGGAUGAUAAAGACACUAUAGUCUUGGAGAGUGUCAGUGACCCAUAGUCCUAAGUAAUCUGGACCGAUGGGAAAGCAUAUGGGGAGGGGGUAACAGAGGAGGUUCAAGUACUGUUCAUCCUGGCUGAACAAGCAGGGUACAAGACAGGUAGUUGCUUUCUGUUCAUGGUUGUGGUCAAACAGUCUAUCAUGGAAACAACCCAUAAAAUCACAUCUUCUUUUAUGCACGAGGUGUUUCAUUUUUUUGUGGGAAACCAAGGGUUAAAAGCACAUUGUGAUCCAUCCAAGUGGUAAAGCUAUAUUACAUUUAAUUGUUGUAGGUCUUUUCAUGUUUGUUUAGCACUUGUGUAACAAAGGGCUCAGAUCUCAAAGCUCUCAGCACCCUGUUAGUUACUUAAUGUGUUGCUUAUUUAAAGAAUACAACUAUGCUCUUAAGUUGUAAGAUUUUCAGUAGCAUGUCUCCUAGCCAGCAGGCAUGGCAGAGUUUUUUUGAAAAAAUCACCUCCCCGAGGGACAGUAACACCAAAAACAUUAUCAAUAACCUUGAUGCAUAGAUUGUCUGUAGAUGAAAGAAAAAAAAAAGAAGGAUUUAAAGGGGCUGCAAGUUUACAUGUAUUAUGAGCAAUGCUUUUUACCUGUCUAGAAAGCCAUCAAUCUUCAAAGGCCUCAAAAGUACUUUUAUAUUACCGAACAAGUGCACAAUCUCCACUGGGUUAUUUAAGCCAGCACAAACAAGGUUUCCACAGAGGUGCUGGGCUGGGUUUAUUGCCACAAGUGGGGUUGGGAAGGUGAGGGAGCAGGAGACGUUUUUCCACUUGUUCUGUGCAGAUAAUGAGUUUCUAUUGGAAAGGCAUUCAACAG
Trichosurus vulpecula (common brushtail) is the source of this 4744-nucleotide messenger RNA. It is a transcript of the gene FRMD4A, whose product is annotated as FERM domain containing 4A. NCBI's taxonomy places the organism in Eukaryota, Metazoa, Chordata, Mammalia, Diprotodontia, Phalangeridae. The transcript is spliced from 23 exons. The record is from RefSeq and is a predicted model, not a curated record. Gene Ontology annotation, biological process: establishment of epithelial cell polarity. Gene Ontology annotation, cellular component: bicellular tight junction; adherens junction; cytoskeleton. Bases 56 to 3136 code for a protein of 1026 amino acids.